This is a messenger RNA of Cucurbita maxima (winter squash), 1608 nucleotides long. RefSeq names its product pyruvate dehydrogenase (acetyl-transferring) kinase, mitochondrial. Lineage: Eukaryota; Viridiplantae; Streptophyta; Magnoliopsida; Cucurbitales; Cucurbitaceae. Gene Ontology annotation, cellular component: mitochondrion. Gene Ontology annotation, molecular function: pyruvate dehydrogenase (acetyl-transferring) kinase activity. Gene Ontology annotation, biological process: protein phosphorylation; regulation of glucose metabolic process. The record is from RefSeq and is a predicted model, not a curated record. Bases 308 to 1420 code for a protein of 370 amino acids. The transcript has 6 exons.
UUUGUAGAAGAGGAGGAAGGAGUCCGAAAAAUCCAACCAACAGAGCCCCAAAUGUGUUCAUUCGGACGCCCAUGACUGCGAUCUGUUUCGAAUUCCAACCCUAACAAUAAAUUCUCUCGGGAGAGGAAGAACCGCAACUGCCUCGUUAAUGCCUCGACACAAGGAAAUUGUAGCAAAACAAGCAAAAAAACAGGGGUCGUUUGCUUGAAGAAAUCGCUCAAAUUCGUCUUCUUCUUCUUCUUCUUGUUCUCUGGUUUUUGCUGCGACUUCUUUGGCUUGCAUGCCGGUUCUUUCUUCUGUUUGAGCCAUGGCGGCUAAGAAACUCUGUGAGACCUUCUCCAAGAGCCUGAUCGACGAGGUUCAGAAAUGGGGUUGCAUGAAACAGACUGGGGUUAGCUUGAGAUACAUGAUGGAGUUUGGUUUGAAGCCUACUCCCAAGAAUUUGCUUAUUUCUGCUCAGUUUCUUCACAAGGAGCUUCCAAUUCGGAUUGCUAGAAGAGCUAUUGAACUCGAGAAUCUUCCUUAUGGCCUCUCUGUUAAACCUGCUGUUUUGAAGGUUCGUGACUGGUAUUUGGAUUCUUUCCGUGACCUUCGGGCCUUCCCCGAGAUAAAGAACCCAGAUGAUGAAAAGGAGUUUACACAAAUGAUAAAGGCAAUUAAGGUGAGACACAACAACGUGGUUCCGAUGAUGGCUUUAGGCGUUCAACAGCUGAAGAAGAGCAUUGCUCUAGAUAAUAUUGGUUAUCAAGAUCUUCAUGAGAUUCAUCAGUUUUUGGAUCGCUUCUACAUGUCGAGAAUUGGGAUUCGUAUGCUCAUUGGGCAGCAUGUCGAAUUACACAACCCCAAUCCCCCUCCUGACUGUGUAGGAUAUAUACACACAAAAAUGUCCCCUGUGAAGGUCGCGGAGAGCGCCAGUGAGGAUGCUCGUGCUAUCUGUUUGCGUGAGUAUGGCAGUGCCCCUAAUAUCAAAAUCUAUGGAGAUCCAAGUUUUACAUUUCCUUAUGUUCCAACGCAUUUGCAACUUAUGGUCUUUGAGUUGGUUAAGAACUCGUUACGUGCCGUGCAAGAGCGUUUUAUGGAUUCUGAUAAAGUUGCUCCUCCAGUUAAAAUUAUAGUUGCUGAUGGAAUUGAGGAUGUCACUAUUAAGGUAUCCGACGAGGGCGGUGGCAUACCUCGAAGCGGGCUUCCCAGAAUUUUCACCUACCUCUACACCACAGCAAAAAACCCUCUGGACGAACAUCCCGAUCUGGGAACAGCAGACUUGGUGACAAUGGCUGGAUAUGGUUAUGGCCUUCCUAUAAGUCGUCUGUAUGCCCGUUAUUUUGGCGGGGAUCUGCAAGUGAUUUCCAUGGAAGGAUAUGGAACAGAUGCAUAUCUACACCUAUCUCGUCUGGGGGAUUCACAAGAGCCACUGCCAUGAGCAAAAGGAAGAAGAAGAAUCCCAUGGAAGAAGAUUUGGUAUUGAAAUUGAUCCAAUUGUAAUAACUUGGAAUUUAGUAAAAGCGCAUUCCUUUACCUUUCCCUUUAAUCUUUGCCUUUGUCUUUGCCUUUGUAUAUUCUGCCUUUUGCUUUAUGCAAAAAUGCAUUUUCUCAUUACCAUACCAUUUA